CUGCGGCUCACAGCUCGGCAGCGGCACAAUAGCAGCGUCAUGUCUGGCAGAGGCAAGGGCGGGAAGGGGCUCGGCAAGGGCGGCGCCAAGCGCCACCGCAAGGUGCUGCGCGACAACAUCCAGGGCAUCACCAAGCCGGCCAUCCGCCGCCUGGCUCGGCGCGGCGGCGUCAAGCGCAUCUCAGGGCUCAUCUACGAGGAGACGCGCGGCGUGCUCAAGGUCUUCCUGGAGAACGUGAUCCGCGACGCCGUCACCUACACGGAGCACGCCAAGAGGAAGACGGUCACGGCCAUGGACGUGGUCUAUGCCCUCAAGCGCCAGGGACGCACCCUCUACGGCUUCGGCGGUUAAAGUCUUAUUCCUGCAUCGUUUCAGAACCCAAAGGCUCUUUUAAGAGCCACCCACUCGUUCCUAUGAAGAGCUGCAACAUUGUUAUUUUGAAAGGACAGUGAAAGAUUUUUCGGUGACUCGUAAAGCAUAAUCUAUCUUUUUCAAAAGCUUUAUUAGAUAUAUGUGACCUGGCAUUCUAAUCUUGCUGUUGGCAUUGUUUUUAGCAGUGUGGGAAAAAAAAGCUUCUGUUUUACAGUUUUGUAGCCCAAUAAAUAACUUCAAAUCUUCUUUGUAAUCAAAA
This is a messenger RNA of Colius striatus (speckled mousebird), 631 nucleotides long. Its product is annotated as histone H4. Gene Ontology annotation, molecular function: structural constituent of chromatin; protein heterodimerization activity; DNA binding. The record is from RefSeq and is a predicted model, not a curated record. Gene Ontology annotation, biological process: nucleosome assembly. Lineage: Eukaryota; Metazoa; Chordata; Aves; Coliiformes; Coliidae. Bases 40 to 351 code for a protein of 103 amino acids. Gene Ontology annotation, cellular component: nucleosome. The transcript has a single exon.